This is a messenger RNA of Drosophila yakuba, 306 nucleotides long. RefSeq lists its product as uncharacterized. NCBI's taxonomy places the organism in Eukaryota, Metazoa, Arthropoda, Insecta, Diptera, Drosophilidae. The record is from RefSeq and is a predicted model, not a curated record.
AUGAUCCGAAAACAAUUUAAGCUUUUAUUUGUUUUUGAUGCCACCACAACAAGUAAUCAAGAGCCGACAACCUGUCUUCCAAAUGGUAGCAAAUCAAAUUGGCCAACAAGAAGAGCAGAGCUUACCUGCACCGACCUGGAGCACGGAGCUAAGGGCAAUGAGCAUACAUCAUGGCCAGAAGUUGCAUUUGGACACUGCCCGAGUACGAGUGCAAUUGAUGGAUCACCGAAGCCGAAAAUCGUUGCUACAACAGUUGCUGCACUGCAGCAGUUGCAGUUGCAGUGGGACCAGCGCCAAAUGAGUUGA